AUGGAUUGUGAUGUAAAGUUUUUAAACAAUGCUGAAGAGUUUUACGAGCCUGGUCAAAAUGUGAAGAUUCGCGUAACUUUGAAUGUCGCGAAACCUGAGAAAAUAAACAAAAUCAUUUGCAUGUUUCAUGGGUAUGCAAAAUGUAAAUGGUAUGAAGAGAGGGGAGUUAGUCCCAAUGUUUACAUCGAUGUUCUUCGUGGUCGAGAAAGCUAUGUUGAUGAAACUUUUUGCUUAUUAAGUGAUUCUGAUGGAAAGCAAGUGGAAUUGACGACAGGUGAACAUAAUUUCGAUGCUUCUUAUGAUUUACCUUCAAACAUUCCGACAAGUUUUUGGUGCAGAAAUGGACAAAUUAAAUAUAAAGUUCGAAUAGUUGUUGACAGAUCAUGGAAAAUGAAUUCAAAUUAUGAUUUUCCUUUCACUGUCAUUCAACCUUUGAACCUAAAUUCAGAAGGUUUAUCUUUAAGACAUCCGAUAAAAGAAGAAAAGGCAAAAAACUUUAUGUUAGACUUCACGUCUGAGAAGCUUUACAUGUCAGCGUCGAUUCCAUUCUCGGGAUAUGUUCCGGGACAAUCGAUAAAUGUUUUCCUCGAAGUAAACAAUCAAUCGAAGACUCAUGUAAAAGAAGUGAAAAUAUCUUUAAAGAAGAUCGUCCUAAUGAACAGUCGUAAGCCAAAGAGAAACACAAAGGAAUUGGUUUUCUCCGAGGGUAAAGUCUUGACAGAUUCAAUUCCAGCACAAACGUCAAGAAGUUUUGAAAGAAGAAUUAUCGUUCCGUCUCUUCCACCAAAUAUCACAAACUGUGAAACAAUUAAAGUCUUGUAUCAAUUGAGAAUUAAAGCGAUGACAAGUGGAUUUAAUCGUUGUCCAAAGAUUAAAAUUCCUAUCACAAUUGGAACUGUUCCAUUUAGCAACAUUUUGGCAUCGCCAUCUUACAUGAAAUUACCACCACCAACUUAUGAAGAAGCUUUGUUAGAAGAAUCUUUAGUCGACAGCUCUGAUGGUGAAAAUACUGACCAACCCAACUAUCCCGUCUUCACUUUCGAUAACGAUCAGAGGCCAACAACUUGA
Molecule: messenger RNA, 1068 nt
Organism: Clunio marinus
Lineage: Eukaryota; Metazoa; Arthropoda; Insecta; Diptera; Chironomidae
Source: the annotation of a GenBank genome assembly